AACAUGGCGACCUGCAUGAGAGCCGUGGCCAGAGUGGGGAGCAUCGCCCUGUCCGGGCUGCAGCCGGUCGGCUCACGGUGUCCCAGGAGGAGGACCACCAUUGUGGUCCCCCAGCGCUUUUCACAGGGAGCCCGCAGUAGUUUGUACGAGCACGUCCUGGAGGGCUACAGCGACAAGCCCGAGCUGGACAUGAAGACAGUGAUCGAGCAGACUGACAAAGUCAUCGCUAACGUGGAGAGCAGGAAGGGAGACCUGCGAGGGGACGACGUCAGGAAAAUAGUGUGUGUGUGGCAGGAGCUGCAGGCAGUGAAGACAGAGAUCUGUGAGCUGGAAGAGGAGAAGACCCGCGUCAGUGGUGCAGUCAGGGCACUGGUGAGCAAGACGGAAAAAAAGGCACUCUCAAAUCUCCCAGAGUACGCUCAUUCCCUGCAGAAGGGUCGGGACAUCCGCAACAGACUGAAUGAGCUCCAUCUCCGAGAGACUGAACUGGAUCAGGAACACUACAGCCGAGCACUCAGGCUGCCCAACAACACACACCCUGACGUGCCAGUUGGUGAUGAGAGCCAGGCAAAGGUGUUGGAGCUCGUCGGACAGAAACCAGAAUUUGACUUCAAGCCCACAGGCCAUGUAGAGCUGGGGGAGAAGUUGGGACUCAUCCGACAGAGGCACCUGUCUCACGUUUCCGGACACAGGUCCUACUACCUCAGAGGAGCAGGGGCAAGGCUUCAAACGGCACUGCAGAACUUCACCUUUGACACACUACAGCGACGGGGCUUCAUUCCCAUGGUUGUGCCCGAUAUGCUGAAGGGGGCAGUGUUUGAGGGUUGUGGGAUGCAGCCCAACGCCCACCGCUCGCAGGUGUACUCGCUGGACCCGGCCCGCUUCCCAGACCUCAACCUGGCUGGAACCGGAGAGGUUGGUGUGGCAGGCUACUUCAUGGAUCAUGCAGUGAACUGGAAAGACCUCCCCGUUAGGACGGUGUGCAGCAGCACCUGCUACCGCGCAGAGACGGACACAGGCAGAGAGGCCUGGGGGCUGUACAGGGUUCAUCACUUCAAUAAGGUGGAGAUGUUUGGAGUGACGGCUGACGAGACGGGCCAGGAGAGCGCUGAGCUGCUGGAGGAGUUUGUGUCUCUGCAGAAAGAGAUCUUUUCUGCGCUGGAACUGCACUACCGAGUGCUGGACAUGCCAACUCAGGAACUGGGUCCUCCAGCACACAGGAAGUACGACAUCGAAGCCUGGAUGCCUGGGAGGAACCGCUACGGAGAGAUUUCUAGUGGAUCCAACUGCACAGACUAUCAGAGCAGACGCCUAAACAUCCUGUAUGAGAGGGAAGACGGCAGUCUUCAGUACGCCCACACGGUGAAUGCUACAGCUUGUGCGAUCCCUCGAACCAUUAUUGCCAUCCUGGAGACCCACCAAACUAAAGAGGGGGCAGUACGCGUCCCCCCCGCCCUGCAGCCCUACUUGGGUCUGGAAGUGAUUGACAAGCCACCACACACUCCACUGAAAUACAUCGGACCCAACCAGCAGCACCGGCCCCCCAGGCCUGCCCCGAAGACCAGAUGAGACUCGUGCAGGUCGAGUGCUGCGACACCAGCCCACAUGGAAAACAGCUCAGUUGUGCUUAAAUAAUGAAAGUGAACUUCUUUUUUGUUCAUUUACCUCAAGUGAAAUCUAACCAUACACAAAGUGUGAGUGUGUGUUAUGAGAGUGAGUGAGUUGAUGAAUGUAAGCCUCUUGUACAGUCUCUUGUAUUUAGAAAUAGA
This is a messenger RNA of Cololabis saira (Pacific saury), 1769 nucleotides long. RefSeq names its product seryl-tRNA synthetase 2, mitochondrial (gene sars2). The record is from RefSeq and is a predicted model, not a curated record. Gene Ontology annotation, cellular component: mitochondrion. Lineage: Eukaryota; Metazoa; Chordata; Actinopteri; Beloniformes; Belonidae. Gene Ontology annotation, biological process: mitochondrial seryl-tRNA aminoacylation. The transcript is spliced from 16 exons. Gene Ontology annotation, molecular function: serine-tRNA ligase activity; tRNA binding; ATP binding. The coding region runs from base 4 to 1569 and encodes 521 amino acids.